Molecule: messenger RNA, 824 nt
Organism: Cutaneotrichosporon oleaginosum
Lineage: Eukaryota; Fungi; Basidiomycota; Tremellomycetes; Trichosporonales; Trichosporonaceae
Biological process (GO): cellular response to oxidative stress
Molecular function (GO): glutathione peroxidase activity
Source: RefSeq, a predicted model, not a curated record
UUCCGCUCAUCACGCUCACUGUCUCAGCACUCGCCGUCGCCAUUCUCCGCCCAUCCAUACGCCUCCCAUCCCGCCUCGCCCGCGCCUACCGCACCAUGGCCGACGUGUACUCGUACUCUCUCCAGACGUCCAAGGGCGAGCUCAAGCUCGGCGACCACAAGGACAAAAACAUCCUCAUCGUCAACGUCGCGAGCCGCUGCGGCCUCACCCCGCAAUACAAGGAUUUGCAGGCGCUCAGCGAGAAGUAUGCCGGCAAGCUCGAGAUCAUCGGCCAGCCAUGCAACCAGUUCAAGGCGCAGGAGCCGGGGACGGACGACGAGAUCCUCCUCUUCUGCCAGGGGAACUACGGCGUCACCUUCCCCAUUGCGCGCAAGGGCGACGUGAAUGGCCCCGAGGCGACGCCGCUGUUCCAGUACCUCAAGAGCCAUGCCGAGCCGCCCGUCCAGGACAUCGACUGGAACUUCUCCAAGUUCCUCAUUCGGCCUGGAGGCAAAAUCCAGUGGUUCCCUGCCCGCUCGACCAAGGUCUCGGACGUUGAGGCUGCGCUCUAGGACGGUCGAAGCUGAGGGGGUGCUAUGCACCGUAAGGAUGCAGUUUAUCGGAAGAACAUGCGGCUGGCGUGCCGGCGAUCCGGCGAUACAGCAACUGGUGACACCAAACUGUCAGCUGCUGGGCCAGAGCUUGACAAGCACGGCAAGUUCGUGGAGCUAUCCACUGCGAUUUGAUGCCCACCACCACACACAAUGCACUCACACGCUACGUCUUCUGCACUACAAAAACACACAUGAUCACAAUGUACGCUACUAAUGUCCACUUCAGGUUGU